AUGCUCAGGUUGCGGCUUGACCGGGAUGACAAAGGUGCACCCUUCGGUCUGAUCCAGUUUAAGGAAUUGGGCAUUGCACGUGGCUGCUGCCACCUGACUGAAGCAGCGCCUUUUCUGUUCCGGUCCUUUGGUCCUUUGGGGUUUGUCCAGCAAUUUCCAGGUUUUACCAAGCCCAGAACUCGAGAUUUGCUGUUGGUGAGCAGAGGCUUGCGUCGGACCUUUCUGGUGGAUGACCACGUGGUGCUGAUUUCCGAGUCCAAAUCCGAGGUGAAUUCCACAGACAUCGAAGAAGCCACGGUGGAGUUCCAACAUCCCUGCAUCGACCGCGCCCUAGCAGCGGCCAGUGGCGGGGAACAGACCAAAGCACCUCAGGGGAAGUUCUGGGAGGAUCUGGCGGAGAAGCGACGGCAGCUCUACAACUCCAAGCUGGAACAAGUUCGGCAGAACGCCGAGGCCAUCCUGGGACCAGGCGUGGCGCCCUCACCGCCGCCCUCCCCCGAGGAGGACGACUUUUUCGCCUGGGCGAAGCAAGCAGUGGCCUGGGCGGUGCCCAUGGACCCCGCGGCGGAGGAGGCGCAGGAGGAGGCCCCAGAUGGCAUCCAGGAGGAGGAGGAGCGAGGUCCGGUGGAUUUGGAGGAACAUCCAGACAUCGUUCCAGGAACGGAGCUGGCGGUGCUCAACGACUCCUCCGAGGAGGAGAUCUCCGACGGCGCCUCCGAGGAGGGCGGCGUGGACGUGGUGGGCGGCGCCUUUGCGGAUGGCCCCAAGGCGCGGAGGCAGCGCCGGGCGGCGCUGCGAGCGCAACGCAACAAGACCAGGCCCAAGGUCGCCGUGACGCAGGUGACGCCGUCGCAGUGGGCCGCGCAGCGUGCGCAGGCCAUGGAGCGUCUCCAGUCGUCGCCGGCGCAGUGGGCGGCGGCACGGCAGCGGGCGCUGGAACGGCUCAAGGCCAAGCGCCCGGCUGCAGGCCACGUUGUGAGCCUGGAAGAGGUCCAGCUCGAGGAGACGGAGAUGGUGCUGGAGACCGUCCCGGAGACGGUCCCGGAGACGGUCCUCGAUCUGGACGUGGAGCCGAAACCCAAACGGGCCAGGCUGUGCAUCCUGCGUACUGUGCAACGAACGGGUGCAAAGUAUGCCCUAUGGUCACACCAGAAGCUGGCGGCAGCUGCAGGUUCUUCGGGGAGACAGGUGGCGACAGGCGUUCCAGCCGAUGUCAUCGAGACACUUUCGCAAGGCAGAGAUUGCAAGGAGUGCCAGUCUCUAGACGCACGGGAGUCUGCAGCGCUGGCGCUCUCGGAUGCGCUGCUGGAGGCUGGCAUGAACGUCAGCGAGGCAACCUAUGCCGUGGCCCUGGGUGCCCUGGGCGAGCGCCAAACUUUCGAGGUCGCCUGCACCGUUGGAUUUUACCUUCUCCUGAGUUCUGUCCUCAAGACCUUCGAUGUGUGCCUUCCCAACCCCGGCUCCGUAGAGUCCACUUGCUUGGCCUGGCGCUGGGAUAUCUCACCCACUGCCAGGCUUUUUCCUCACAUCGCUGGAGAUCGAAACCAGCUGGAAGGCCUUUGUUUGGCCGUAACUCAUCAAGAGCUCAGCAGGAUGCAGGAGUAUGGACCUGCAACCGAAACACCUGAACUUCGUUGUGCCUUUCCAGUCAGUGUCGCAGCGCGCCAGAAGGCUUUGGCAAAGUCCAGACAGCUUUGCGCCGAAGAGAAGGAGGAUGAGACCUUUAAGACGAAGGUGAAGCCAUUGUUGCAAGGUUUCCAAGGACGGACACUGUCUCGUCUUUCUGACACCCUUCGCUUCGCAGACUGGGAUAGUGAUGGGGACAUGGAUAUCCUGGUGACAGCAAAUAAUUCCCUUUGGUUUUACGAGAGGCUUCCAGGUGACGCUUUCGAGAAGCACCAGUUGAUGAAUCUUCCCAGCCGCCCUGGCCAGCUACAAGGUUUUGAAGUUGCAGACUGGGAUGGUGACAAGAAGCCGGAUAUACUGAUGUGCCUGCUUUCUGGAUAUUCUGGAUAUUUUCAAUAUCUUCUAGAUCUUCUAGAUGGCACUGCUGUGAGAUCAGUGAGAUUUCUGAGCCACUCCGUUGUUCUUGCUGGUGUGACCAAUAUUUCUGAACAACCGAUGAUUUUGCAGACAAAUGCAUCACAUUUAAGGGCAUGCAACAUGCAAGCGGUGGACUUUGACGAAGAUGGUGACCUUGAUCUUGUGAUGGGUAAAGGGUACUUCGAACGAGUCUUGGAUGAAUUGGAGGAGCGGACUGGCGAGCAGAAUCCGUUGCAGGCCUUCCCAGGCCAAGUGGAGCGGAUUGCGGAUCUGGACGGCGAUGGACGUUUGGAUGUGCUGGUUGCAGCCAGGAACUCCGCGGAGAAAAGGUGGCGGUACUUCCGGCGCACGGCUGCUGGUACCUUCGUUGAGUCGUGGGAGAAUCCAUUAGCAGAGAUGCAACCUUCCAAAUACUCGUACGACAUUACAGAUACUUUGACCGAUACUACAUGUUCCCCUGUAGAAAUACACGUGGCAGAUUGGAAUUCUGAUGGGCUUUCAGACGUCCUGUUCGUAGGCUUCUGUGAUGUCCGGUCUUAUUACCAGCAUGUGGUGGACCGAGACCUUCGGCGCAAUUCUCAUUUCAAGAUGUAUGAGGACAUCCAGCUGUCUCGCCGCUCCAGUUUCGUUGUGCAGGACUGGAACGAGGAUGGCUUUGAGGAUGUGAUGGUUGUGGAGGGGGGGAAGUAUGGCAAUGGCUGGACGUUGCGCCGGUAUGAAUUUCAGCCAGGGCACAUGAAGGAAGUGCUUGGCCUUUCUGGCACUCUCAAUUUAAACAAUUUCGGCUUUGGGACAUUCCUCGGCGUCAGCUUCAACAAUGGCUUUGCGUUGGUAGACUGGGACCGAGAUGGAGCCUUGGACCUCCUCAUUGCUUCGGAAUAUGACGGCAAGCUCCAUUUUCAGCCAAAUCUGGGUGAAGAGCCGGCAGAACAUCCCUUCAAGAAGAUUGAACUCAAGAAACAGCCCGACCAAGAUCGAACAAUUUGGAUUUUUGCCAAGCCCAUGGUGGUGGAUUGGGACAACGAUGGUGACUUCGAUCUAUUUUUGGGUCCACCAGAUGGGCGCUAUUUUGAACACUUGGCAGAUGGAAGUUUACGUGAAAAGCAAAGCCCUCUGGUAAGUGCCAUGCAAUCGUUGCCGCCAAAUUCAGACCAUACUGGUAGAAGACGGCGGGCUGUAUAUGCCCGAAAUUGGCAAUUUGUGGAUUGCGAUGCAGAUGGAGAUUUGGAUUUAAUCCAAAUACCUGAUAGCAAUGCUCCCGCUCAGGCCUGCGAACAUGAUGAUGGCACGCAUGAACUCCGAUGUGACCCUGAUUUUCUCUGCUUGGGCACCGAUGUCAGCCAAUAUCAGGGAGGAGCUGCAGACGAGGGAAGCUUCUUCUCUGUUUUGGAUGGUCAGCUGAAGCUCUUUGUGCGAAGACCGAGUGCAUUUGGGGUUGGGAUUGAGCUUUGGACUCCGGGCUUCUGUGUACCAAGUGACCUUUGUAACAACAAGGGACGGUGUGUGCCCGGGGAAUCGCAUUGCAGAUGUAAUCUAGGCCAUGAGGCCGCGGACUGCUCGAGCUGCCACGAGCACUUCUACAGCGUACGGCGGGAGGAGCUGCAAGUGCAACACUGCAAGGCAUGUCCUGGUGAUGUUGCAGGUGGCAAGGUGUGCUAUGGUCGUGGCACCUGCUUUGAUGAUGCAAUGGCGAAAAGUCUUCAGCAGGAGUCUAUGGCUGCAUGGAUGGCGAUAGGCAAUGGCUCAUGCAACUGCACUGAAGCCCAUUUUCAUGGAACAGAUGAGGACGGCCGAAGUGCAUGCAUGGACGGCCAUUGCCCAGCUGGCACAGAAGAGGUUGAUGGAACCUGCAAUUCUUGUGCUGGCGGAUCCUUUUCCGCUGCCGGAGGCCUUUGCCAAGAAUGUGGAGCUGGAAAGUUUUCCCGCAGGGGAAGCACCAACUGUUCAAGUUGUGCUGCAGGAAGAGUUUCAAAGACGUCAGGUAGUUCAACUUGUGAACCCUGUCGGGCCGGAACCUACGAAAGUGACAAUCAAUUCUGCAACGCAUGCCCGCGAGGUCAAAUUUCAGUCGCAGGCAGUGCAGCCUGCAGCCCGUGUGAUGCGGGGCGUUUCGCCAAAGAUGGUGUGGUGUGUGAAGCAUGUCCGGACGGAACCAUUUCUAUUAACGGCAGCAGUGAGUGUCACAGCUGUCCCUCUGGGACCUAUUCUGACCCAGGCAGCAACAGUUGUUCCGAAUGCCCUGCAGGAACAAUCUCAAAGGUUCCAGGCAGCAUUGCAUGUCAGCCAUGUGCAGCAGGCACUUAUGCACAGCAAGCCAGUGCAAACUGCAACCUGUGCCCACGAGGCACUAUUUCCAAAGAAGGCAGCGCGGCUUGCAGUCCAUGUGAGGCUGGACGUUUUACCAGAGAGUCCCGGACGUGUGAACGAUGUCCUGGUGGAACCAUUUCUGAAAAAGGAAGCAGUGAGUGUCGCAGCUGUCCCGCUGGAAACUAUUCUCGGGCAGGAAGCAGCAGCUGUUCCAAAUGUCCGGCAGGAGCAAUCUCACAGGUUGCAGGCAGCAGUGCGUGUGAAGCUUGCCGUGCCGGAACGUAUGAAAUUAACAGGCAAGUCUGUAACGCAUGCCCACAAGGCAAAAUUUCUGCAGUGGCAGGCAGUGCAGCUUGCAGCCCAUGUGAUGCUGGCCGUUUUGCAAAGGAGGCCAUGACGUGUGAACAAUGCCCCAAUGGAACCAUUUCUGCAGCAGGACGUAGUGAGUGUCAGAGCUGUCCUUCCGGGACCUAUUCCCACCCUGGAAGCAACAAUUGUUCCGAAUGCCCUGCAGGAACAAUCUCAAAGGUUCCUGGCAGCACCGAGUGUUGGCAAUGUGCAGCAGGCACCUUCUCUUCUGCAGGAAGUAGUGAGUGUCGCAAUUGUCCUGCUGGACAGUUUUCUGAGGCAGGAAGCAGAAACUGCUCAGAAUGCCCAAUAGGAGAAAUCUCCAAGGACCCAGGUAGCAUUGCGUGCGAAGCAUGUCCAGCUGGAACCCAUGAAGUUGACAAGCAGUUUUGCAACCUGUGCCAGCAGGGUACCAUUUCAGUUGCCGGCAGUGGAACUUGCAGCCCGUGCGAUGCUGGCCGUUUUGCCAAGGAUGCUCUGACGUGUGAACCAUGCAAAGGUGGAACCUUUGCUGGUCCGAACAGCAGCAGCUGCGAGAAUUGUGGAUUGGGUGAAGUCUCCCUGCCCAACAGUGCCACAUGCAGGAGUUGUAAUGACUUACUCGUUCGAGCCGGUCCUGAUGCUACAGGACAAACAUGCGAAGUAGAGGCCAUGGACAUCGUUUUGGGCUUGAUUUGCUGCAUGACCGCAGCUUGUUUCUGCUUCCUGUUUCUGACUGGCUGCUUUGGCCGUCUUCCCAUUUCCGAUGUCUCUUCACAGGGCGACAAGGUGGUGAUCACCACUUCCAUUGCGCAUCAUUUCCUGAAACGGGCACAUCCAGUUGUGUCCUUCACUGGCACUGGGGUCCCUAACUUGGAUUCAACAUCAACAUGGAAGGUGAGAACCUUGAGUUCGUAUCAGCUUACACUCCAUGGUGAGCAGGCCUCCAUACCUUUGGAUACAUCAAAAGGACAAAUUCGCCUGAAUUUUCCACAUCCAUUUCUCUGCAUGGGCAUGUGGCGUUGCCCACUCCUUGGGUGGUGCUUGUUCUUCGCGACAGCCACUGUCACUGCAGGUGUGGCUGGCCGACUCAUGUUCUCCCUGACUGCGCUGGCAUGCGGCUUUGGUUUUUGCACUGGCUUGUUGGCCUUUGCAUUUCGGCGCAGGCAAGGUGAGAGGACUCCGUUGGCAAAAAGGCGACGCCAAUUCCUCACAGAGUGGCCUCUGGCGCUUGCGCGAUGUGACCGGGGCCCGGAUCGAUCCAUGACAGCGGGGCAGCUUCUGGACUUCUUGCAGUUCUUCGAAAGUUUCAUCAAGGAACGCUCCAUGUACUUCGUUUGUUCCAACAUUGUAAAGCCUCUCACCGAACCAUUCCAGCUGUCCUUCGUUGAGUUGCUUGGGCCCACGAAAAUGCAAUGGUUCGUGAGUCACUAUUGGGGGAUGCCAGUCCGCCACUUUAGUGAUGCGAUCCGCAAACAUGCUCAGUGCUGUGAGGGGGACUGGCGAGACUCAGCCUACUGGAUUUGUACCUUUAGCAAUAGCCAAUGGGAUGUGAAGGCUGAACUUGGACAUGGAAAAUGGCAGGAGUCGUCAUUCUAUCUUGCGCUCAGAAGUCCAGAUUGCCAGGGUACCACCAUGAUCAUCGAUGAGCUCGUUUUGCCCCUACAGCGUAUCUGGUGCCUCUUCGAGGUUUACCAAACUAUUUCCCUGUCGCAAAGCGAGUGUUUCCAAGGUUUGCUGCUUUGCACGUCGGCUGGCGUCCUACAGAAAGGGAAUGCUGGGACAGAUGUGGCAGUGGCUGUGGCCAAGACUGUGGCUGAUUUAGACACCCGCAGUGCUGAAGCCACGGAAGAAUCGGAUCGGCUGAUGAUUCACGCGCUGAUUGAAAGCAUGCCAGGAGGAUUUGAUGCGAUGAAUACUUUCGUUCGAGCUACGAUUUGCAAAGCUUUGGAAGCCUCUCAUAUUCACUACGAGACUACCCUGAAGACCUUGAUGCAGAAUUUGACUUCGCAAGUGGUGCCAUCCGCCCCUUUGCCCACACUUCUCACUAGCAGCGCGCGGCGGGCGGAGCAGGCAGAGACGAAGUCAGACACCAGCUAG
This is a messenger RNA of Cladocopium goreaui, 6777 nucleotides long. Lineage: Eukaryota; Dinophyceae; Suessiales; Symbiodiniaceae. The record is from the annotation of a GenBank genome assembly.